CAAAAUACAAAACUCACUUGCGCUUGGAUAACUACGUUUAGUUUAAUGUACAGAUAUAUUUAUUCAUUUUUGAAAAAUAAUUCAAAACAAAAAACAAAUCUAAUUACUAAAAUAAAUACAACAGAACAAAUAAUAAAAUAGAAAUGUACAAUGUUCAAUGGUAUAUAAUGAUACUUAUAAUCGAAAGGACGACAGCGUAUCGUGCGCACAUGGGAUCGUAUCUCCCGUCUUUCGGUGCGUACACGCAUCGCCCACGCGUGGUCCACGGCAGGGAAGACCGCGAUAACCUCUAUCCAUACGUCGUGAGCCUCGAAAGUGAAAACACACUGAUCCCAAAUAUCCUCGUGCACAGGCUCUGCAGCGGCUCCCUCAUCGCGAAACAGUGGGUCCUCACGGCGGCACAUUGCCUCCAUUCAAUAAUGACAAUAGUCAGAUACGGCGAUGUGACCACACCGAGAAACAAGACCAGUCAAAUAUCGAAAGUUUUGAAACGUAUCAUUCAUCCGUCAUAUCUCGUUCGCAAUUCUCGGACGUACUCUGUGAUUAUACGGAACGAUAUAGGAUUGGUGUUUGUGGAACCAAUUCUAGUGGAAAGGUUAGGCAUAAUCCACAUGGGUGAUUAUAAGACUUUUGUGGGUAGAGCUUGUGUGUUUGCCGGGUUCGGCUUCACCCACGCCGAUCCUAGGAAAGUGAAGGCCCAAGAUAUGCUGGAGGAUUUGAAGAAGCCGCUGCAAGUUGGAGAGGGAUCGGUGCGGGGGAAAAGUGAGGAAUUCAUGAUUGUGUCUCCCUCAUUGGCGGUCGUUCCCAAAUGUGGAAAAAACCAACCGUGGCCCAACAGCGGGGAUUCUGGGGGACCCUUGAUCAUUGACAGAAAAGUUGUGGGCGUGUGCAGUGCGGGAACUUCGGCUAAUGAGAGGAGAUUUAACUAUAACUUUUACACUCCACUUAGUCCCUACACUGAUUGGAUAAGAGAAACUAUGGCUAAAAAUACUUAAUUUUUUUUCUUACGUAUUGUAAUACUGUAUAUUUACUCGUGAUUUAGUAUAUAAAUUUUAUCUUUGA
Messenger RNA from Plodia interpunctella (Indianmeal moth), 1062 nucleotides. Its product is annotated as serine protease 1-like. NCBI's taxonomy places the organism in Eukaryota, Metazoa, Arthropoda, Insecta, Lepidoptera, Pyralidae. Gene Ontology annotation, biological process: proteolysis. The record is from RefSeq and is a predicted model, not a curated record. Gene Ontology annotation, molecular function: serine-type endopeptidase activity. The coding region runs from base 144 to 995 and encodes 283 amino acids. The transcript is spliced from 2 exons.